AUGACACUUGCCUCCAAAGAGGACGUGCAGACGCCAUGCAAAAGUAAUUUGACGCCUUUGCGCGAAGUUGGAGAACAAAUGACCGCUUCUGAUGAAAAAACCGUGGAUGCCCUCUCGAGGGUGCUUGAGGAGGUUCUCUCCGUGAGUUAUCUUCGCGAUCAUGCACACGAGGUGUAUGACGCCGAUACGACUGAUCCCGCCUCCCCAGCGUCCCUUUUGGCAGCUAUGGACGACGGUCUCACGGUACCCAUGUCGUAUUUGGUGGGUCUGCCGGCCGUGCGUGAAAUCAUACCGAUCGGACUGGACAACGAGAGAACGGCAGACUUAUUUGUGUCCGCCACGCGCAUGUCACAAAAGAUAGUACUGCACAACACCCAGAGAGGAUUAAGUGUCGGUCCUUUUCCACAGGCCCUUCCUCGAUCUCGAUGUACGCUACAUAUCCAGGGCGUGAGCAGCACUGUAACUGUCGCGGAUGUUCAGGAUUUAAUUCCACGUCAGAACAUUUUUCACUUUUACCGUCUCUCCCCGGAAAGCAUAAACGUUGCCUUUGAAAACGCCCGAAGUGCGAAAGAGGCUUUUGUGCUGCUACAGGGGAAGCCUAUUGGUGGAUGCACAUCAGUACAGGUGAAAAUGCGUAUGGAAAACGAAAAGCAUCCGCAGACCAUUUUGCACCGACGGCAUAACUGGACGGGCGCAAUGCCAAAAACGGCUUCUACUCCAAAUAAUAAUUCUUUAACUGCUAAUGCUACUGCUGCUGCCACUGCCAACACGAAUACCGUUUCACCUGUGGCACCGAUUGACGCAUUUGUACCUUUUUCCAAGAUGGAAGAGCUUUCUUCGGCUCGGUCACCGUGGGUAAAAGCGUCCAGGCGUGGGUCUAUGCUUCGGCAGUUCCCUUCGAUGCAGCAGCAGCAGCAGCAGCAUGCGGACAUCUUUUCACAUAGGGGCGGACGACGUGGGCCUCGCGCUGGCCUGAUGAGUGGGUUUUUUUCCGACUAUUAUUCUCCUAAUAUGCAAUGGUUGACGAUACAGAGAUAUAUGUGGAAUAAUGCCGCCGCUGCUGCCGCUAAUGCGAACGAUGCAUAUCAAAGGCAAUGGGAUGAAAAUGAAUGUCCGUCAAUAAACACGGCUUUUGGUUAUAUGGGCAACGGUGCGGGCAUGCAGAAUCCCGCCUUAGCACCCCCGUGUCCUGUGGGUGACGAUCACUCGAGUCCAGAAGAGAAUGCGUGGUUGGCAUGUGGUCCAAAUCUAGAGCCAGAAAUCUUGGGGUAUAAUGCACCAUAUACGGUUGAGAUGCAACCCUUUUUAAAUGAGGACAAUUAUGUGAAUUUACCAACGGAGACGACACAAAGUUUUGUUAAUGGACCUGCGUGUUCGGCACGUAGGCGUCGUGUUCAGCGGGACCCAUACAAAGGGGGCAUUUUGGUCGAUAGCCCGGAGGUGAGCAAUAAUGUAUCAACAGUUUUUGUUUCACCGGGGUCCGUGGCAAGCUACAAGCCACGCCCCAUGGACUGCAGAAUUCUCUCUCCACGCAUGCUGCAUCCUGAGGAUUUUACAGAACCUGCGGAAAAAGCAAAACCGGUAUCAUCCAUGACAGAUGACGAGUCACCAGCACAAUUAACUCCAUGCGAGACAAACAGCCAGGCGCAUAGCGACGCCGAGAGUGGUGUGAGGCAGCAGGUAUUAUGCGAGGGGGGUUGA
Molecule: messenger RNA, 1701 nt
Organism: Trypanosoma cruzi
Lineage: Eukaryota; Euglenozoa; Kinetoplastea; Trypanosomatida; Trypanosomatidae
Exons: 1
Coding region: 1-1701 (566 amino acids)
Molecular function (GO): nucleic acid binding
Source: RefSeq, a predicted model, not a curated record